Messenger RNA from Drosophila hydei, 2589 nucleotides. RefSeq lists its product as uncharacterized. Gene Ontology annotation, molecular function: RNA uridylyltransferase activity. The transcript is spliced from 3 exons. Bases 68 to 2245 code for a protein of 725 amino acids. NCBI's taxonomy places the organism in Eukaryota, Metazoa, Arthropoda, Insecta, Diptera, Drosophilidae. The record is from RefSeq and is a predicted model, not a curated record.
AUCGUUAUCCUUCUGAUCCAGGCCGAUUCGAUUUCUUUAUGUGUAUAUAUGUCUAUGCACAUGUCACAUGUGCUGUGCUUUAGACUUUAGUUCAAAUGUGUCCCAAAUGAGCGACUUGGAGACUCGCACAAGGCCGUCCCAGGACGAUUCGGUGCACUGCAAAGUGUGCGAAGCGACCUUCAAAACAUUACAGGAUUGCCUGGCACACGAGCUGCUUAAGCACACAAUAAAGCCGCAGAAAAAGCUACGCAAAUGCCUGGAUGCAAUCACAAAGCUAUUUGCCAGCGAGCAAAUCCAAUGCGAACGCCGGGUACUGAAGGCGGCACUGGCCCAGGCACCGGCUGGACAGCAUUUGCGUGCGGUGUUGGCGUUCUAUUCGGGCAAUUGCAAUGAGCUGUCGGCUUGCUUCUCCCAGGUGCGAGACACUCUACAAAAACAGUUACACGGUAGAGUAAAAGUAUAUCCCUUCGGCUCACUUGUGACGGGGUUGGCUUUAAAAGAUAGUGACAUUGAUUUGUUCUUGGAGCAAACGGACGCCAGCUCGAAUGGCGUGUCCAGCCGCCAAUUGUUCAACAAGAUUUACAAUUUUUUGCGCCGCAGUGAAUGCUUUCAGAAUGUGUUUGCUAUCCGGCAUGCCCGUGUGCCUAUCAUACGCUGCAAGCAUGUCUUAAGCGGAUUAAGCCUGGAUAUUAAUAUGUCCAGCCCGAAUAGCACGUACAACUCGCGCUUUGUAGCUGAACUGCUGGGCAGGGACGUGCGUAUGCGUGAACUCUUCUUAUUCCUCAAAUUGUGGGCCAAGAAGCUGAAGGUCAUUGGCAGCGGCAGCAUGACCAGCUACUGCUUGAUCACCCUCAUCAUCUUUAGCAUGCAACAGCAGAAGCAAUUACCGUCCAUCAAGCAGCUGCAGACCCGUUGUCCGGUCCUCGAAGUCAUGGGCGUCAACUAUGGCUACAGCCUUCAGCAGGUGCGUCCAAUACCGGCCAGCUUGACCACCCUGGACCUGAUCUCCCAGUUCUUUGAGCUAUACAAUCAAAUGGACUUUGAGAGGAAAUUGUUAUCGCCCUAUUUGGGCUGUGCACUGGAUCUGGAAUCAGCUUUUUCGGUGCCUGGCUCAUUUCCCGAGUAUGAACAGCAGCUGCAUGCGAUGGCCAAGGCGACGGGCGAGCAGCCAGAACCGUUCCAGAAUCAACGUUGCGUUUGCGUGCAGGAUCCCUUCGAGAUGCAACACAAUGUGGGCCAGUCGAUAUCCAUAACGAAUCUGUGUUAUCUGCGCGAAUGUUUGGCAUUGGCACAUCGAGCUUGUAGUGAUAAGAAGAUGGUCUCAACGCCCGCCAAACUUUAUGAAUAUCUGCUAUUUGGUCUGGCCGAGCAACUGUUGCAAGGACAAAGAAUAGAGCAGGGCCACCCAGCCAAGGUGCGCAAGCAAGUGCCGUGUAAAGAGCAGCAUCCGGAGAAAGAGAAAGCCAAAGCGGAGACAAUAGCCAAGAUUGUAGUUGAAGCUGCAGAAAAGUCGACACCCGCAGCAAAAGCAGCAAAAGAGAAAAUAACGCCACUUGUUGCUGCAACAAAGACGACACUUCCUGCCAUCGCAGCUAUGUCAACGGAAUUGCCGGCUGAAACAAAUGCUAAACCCAAAGAAAGGUUAUCCUCGACAAGCUCCGAGAAUGCCUCACCCAUGUCGCAUGUACACAUACUGAAACCCACAAACAAUGAUUUGAAGAGUUUGCGUGCGGAUUUUCUAAGCAAAAAGACGAAUGCAACGCAUACAAUUUUUUACUAUUGGGUUUUAUGCUAUGUGGAUGCGAUCAAGGAUAUUCUAGUCAAUAUAUAUGGCUUAAAUUUGAAGCUGAUCGAGCCAGUUGAGGAGAGCCAACUGAUCGCCGAGCCUCAUCCACUGCCGCAACAUUAUACAUGGCUGAUCAAUACCUCGCUCGAUACUUGGAGUGCGCGCAACUUUCAACGCUCCACGAAGCAAUCCUUCUUUGCACAACAGCUGCAGCAGACCAUCGAGUUCAUCAAAACGCGUCCUGCGAAUGCGAGCUAUGCUGUCAAUCUGAGCGGACGUUUCUCGGUGAUAAUUGGUGAGGACUACAAGGAGCUGCGUCUGGAACUGCAGCCAAUGCCAAGCGAUGCCCUUGGCCUGCAACGGCACAGUCCAUUAACCAAAUUCUUUAAGUCUCUGAAGAACAUGUUGUGCAAUUACAACUUUAAGGAGAAAGUCAUUAGUCUGCAAUAUCAGCGUUGAGCGCCCCGUAAGCCGAGAAAUCCGAUGUUAUCUAUUCAAAAAAAAAAAAAAACAACAACAACAACAAAAACUAAAACAAAAACAAAUAACAGUUCGAAAAUAGAAUCGUAAAAUAUGGAACAUAUAAACAAUAAUAUAUAACCAAACAGACCAAACAAUAUACAAAGGAGACGAGGAAAUAUUUUAAAACGAAAAUAGCUCAAGAUCAAAAUAAUAUUCUAUUGGAUAAUAUAUAUAUUGGGCCAACUGUGAGCUGAAGAAGAGAAUUGCAAUAACCGCUAAUUGACAAAUUACAAGUAUAAUAUAAAAAAUAUAUAGCGAUAAAAGAAGAAAGCCAAACGAAA